Messenger RNA from Anoplopoma fimbria (sablefish), 3256 nucleotides. It is a transcript of the gene lrrc45, whose product is annotated as leucine rich repeat containing 45. The record is from RefSeq and is a predicted model, not a curated record. The transcript has 18 exons. Gene Ontology annotation, cellular component: centrosome. NCBI's taxonomy places the organism in Eukaryota, Metazoa, Chordata, Actinopteri, Perciformes, Anoplopomatidae. Gene Ontology annotation, molecular function: protein binding. Bases 151 to 2178 code for a protein of 675 amino acids.
CUUUGUCGCCGGGCUUCCUUUGCCCGUCAGCCGUCUACAACAACAAGAGCCGCGAGGAAGAUACUGUAGUUGCGGAGUCAACGGAACAGGUCACAGAGGAAAACAAGAAGGCGUUGUAGGUCUCAGAUGAAAAGGCUGGACUGGUGACUCAUGAUGGAGGAUUUCAGGCGGACGUACCUGCGUCUGUGUAAGGAGGUCGGCGUUGAGCCUCAGGAGACUGUUGUGGCUCAGCUCCAGGAGAGCAGGGCUGCUCAGGGCUCCAGGUUGGACCUGAGCGGACAGAGCCUGUCUGCAGAUACCUGCUCUGUGCUGGCCAGGGCCUUCCAAAAGGAUACCGUCUUCACAGAGUUGUUGCUCAGUGACUGCAUGCUCAGCGAGGAAGGUGCCAAAGUACUUCUGAGUGGACUGUUUGGCAACACGACUGUGAAAGUCCUGGAUCUGAAGGGGAAUAACCUGAGAUCAACAGGGGCUGAGGUGUUGGGAAAGCUGUUGGCACGUAACAAAACUCUGCGUAGGCUGGUGUUGGAGUGGAACGCUUUGGGGGUGUGGGACGAAGCCUUCUCGCUCUUCUGUGAGGGUCUGGCCUCCAACAGCACGCUGACACAGCUGGACCUGCGCAACAAUCAGAUCAACCACCACGGAGCGGCCGAGCUCGCUCUGGCACUUAAACGCAACACCGCUGUUCAAGCGCUAGAUCUGAGAUGGAACAACAUUGGUCUGUUAGGAGGCAGGACUUUGCUGGAGGCUCUGCUGAAGAACAAUACCCUAGUGCAGCUAGAGAUGGCAGGGAACAACAUACCUAGUGACACACUAAAAGCUCUUGAGCAGACCACAGGGCACAACUCAGACAGACAGUCCACCCUGAGAGACAGCCGCAGCAGGACCCAGGUCCUCAGCAAGGAGAUUCAGACACUGAAGGAGGAGAAGGGUCGGCAGUUCCUCAGCCUGAUGGAAACCAUAGACAGGCAGAGGGAGGAGAUAGGACACUCCAACGGGUCCACCUCCAUUAAGCUAGGCCAACUCCAGGAAGCUCUGAAUGAGAGGAAGUCGGCUGUCAAUUCGCUCACCGCCAAACUGCAGAUGACAGAGGCUGCCCUUGCCCUCUCCGAGCAGAAAAACCACAACAUGGGAGAGCUGCUGACACGGGUAAAGGCUGAGAAAGAUGAACAGCGGGAACGACAGAGCAGGGAGAGGAAGAAAGAACAAGAGGAUGGUGCACUCAGAGAAGGUAAACUCCUCAGAGAGAUCCAAAACCUGAAAGAAACCAACGCCCAACUCAUGAAUAAAGUGGAGGAGAUGGAGCGCCGGUGUAAGUCUCAGCAGCAGCAGAUCUUUGAGCUGAAGCAGGAGCUGACCAACAGCACGGCAGAGCUCAAGCUGCAACUAGCACAGACGGAAGACCGUCUGGAGAUAGAGAAGCGAAGAUCCAAGCAAGCUCUGCAAGACAUGGACAGUCUCCGCCAGAAGGAGGUGGAGCAUGUGAAUCGACAUCUAGAAGAGAGUGAGAGGGCUCUGCAGGAACGCAUCUUCAAACUGGAGGGACAGCGGAUACAACUUGAAGAGGAGCUGAGUAAAGCUAAAGCAGCGUGUGUGACGGAGAGGGCCCAGGCAGAGGAGGAACUGGGAAGGGUGCGAGCUCAAGUGCGUCUGGAGGAGCAGGAGAAUGUGUCGUCCUUGGAGGAGAAGCUUCGCUCUGCACGUUCCCUCCAGCAGGAGGUCCAGCUCCACUGCUCCCAGCAGAAACAGACCAUCUCUGAGCUGCAGGCCAAGAACAGCCAGCAGAGCAUGGAGAUAAACGGACUGCGGCGCAGGACAGAGGAGCUCCAGCAGGAGCUGUUGGGUAAGGACCAGGAGAAGGUGGCUGAACUGAGCCGGGUGAGGGUGGAGCUGCAGGAGCAGAUUGGACAUUUACAGGCAGAGAGAACAGCACAGGGGGGACUCAAAGAGAAGAUCAAUGCUCUGGAGAGAGAGAUUAAAGCACUGAGCAGUAACCACAGAGAGGUGCUGCUCGACAAAGAGAGCCAGAUGUCGUCCGUGCUGGAGAAGGUGCGGCUGAAAGAGGCAGAGAUCCAGAGGAUGAGAGAGGACGAAGCCCAAAGAGCCAGCUACCUGCAGAGCGCCAUCCUCACCUACGUCCAGGGCUCGCCUCUGGGACACUACGGCAGCCCCAAGAAAUAACAGCUGGAUCCUCCUAGCCCUCACUUGCUUUCUGCACAGCUCAGGACCGUCUGAAGAAUACAAAAAAAAAAUCAUGAUUGUCUGGAGUGUGAUUGGAGUUACCUAACACAAUGUGCCGAUCCAGUCAAGAUUUGACGUGUUGAAAAGCCAUUCAUGGUCCCCAGAGCACGAAUAUUACAUGUAUUUUUUUAGAUCUUUAGAUAAAAAAAAAUUGUUAACGCUGCUGCAGGGACGAAUGACCCUAUGAAAUUUCAUCUAUUGCCAUCCUCAGGGCAAAAUGUACAUUUAGCCCCUCCCCCCCACUGGUGGAGUAAUGAACACUUCAGCCUGUAGAGGAUGCUACCAGUCCAGAAGACUAUUUUUUGGCUGGUUGCCAAAACAGCAUGUUUUUUUAAAAUCUCUUUUAUUGGUCACACGCCAGAAUUUAGUAACACAGUAAUACCAUGAUGGUCCAAAUUUGUAUUCCUUCAAGAUCCUCCUCUCUUAAAUGGAAGGGCAAAACACGAUCAGGGAACUUUGCUCUACAAUGCUCAAAAUGUCAACAAGGGCAGAUAUUUGAUUUGAGACUAAGCUGCUGUUGAACAACAUUUCAGUUGCUAUGACCAUAGCUCUGUGUGAACUCUUUAAAUCAGCAUUGCCAAAGGUUUCCUUCUCUCAUGUCUUUAGCUCUCCCAUUAACUAAGAUGUACUGUGCUUAAAAUGAACAACAUCUGUUUUUGCUGUCCACCCCAUCCUGUUGUACUCAUUCGUGUUCUCCUCCAGUCCAAAUGAAUUGAAGGCAGUGCAGCGUUGUUAUUGUUUACAUGUAAAAUGAGAUUUGGUUCAAACAUGCCUUAAUAUUGUAUCUGUCAAACCAGACGUCUGCCGCUCCUCAAUGGCUCAGACACAGAGAGCAGAAGGCUGAUUCACAAAAUCUUGUCUUCUGUUUUAACAAAUCAUUUUAUGAAGUGAGUCCUACUUAAACUAUGGACGCAGUCUUUUAUUAUACAAAUGUUAUAUCUUGAUAUUGUAUGAGAAAUGUGAUGGAUCUUUGUGUUUUUUAUUUUCCGACGUGUUUUUCACAUUUUGCAGAUUUUUU